UCAACGGACGCGCCUUGUGAUCGUCAGUUCCAGGCGUGCUUCGCAGGCAACGACAUCUGGCACAUACAAUUGUAGGAGAUAAAGAUGGGUUGGAAAGAACAGAUUCAGUGUGAUCUGAAAACAGCAGUACGCUCAGGAGAUAUUGAGGCUCUGAGAGAAUUGAUCAGAAAAGGAGGUGACAAGAUAUGUAAAAAUUGUGACACCUACUCUAUCAUAAUGGAUGCAGGUGAAGAUAUGGAAGUUAUUAGGUUACUGGUAGAAGAAUUUCAUCUUCCACUGGAAGACACUGAUAAUUUUGGCCAGACAGUUCUCAUGAACCUAACAUCACAAUAUGGGAAGCUGAAAGUUAUAGAGUACCUGGUAUCAGCUGGUGCUAAUUUACAUGCCAGAAAUGUCCUGGGGGAGACAGCACUUCAUGUAGCAGCUCGUUCCUGGUGCUUGGAGACAUUUAAAUUUUACCAGGAUUCAGGUAUUCCAAUGGAUUCACUGGACGUUUAUGGCAGAACUGUUCUUCACCAUGCUGCUGCAUCUAAGUCACGGGAAAUACUGAAGUAUCUGUUGGAAGGAGAUUGGGUACCUAUUGACUGCAAAGACAGAUAUGGGCAGACACCACUAAUGCUAUCUUCAAGCUAUCCAAAUGGCUGCUUCAAGCUCCUUCUUGAUGCCGGUGCAGACACUGCAGCUGUUGAUGUGAUUGGCAGAAUAGCACUCCACAGAGCACUUGGAUCUACAAAUAAUUUUACAUGCUUGCAGAAAAGGUGUCUCAGUUUUGGAGAUGGUAUCGACAAGAAAGGGCAACCUGCUAUAAUACAUGCACUCUCAUUUUUUCGGUACAGUUCUGAUAUGCCUUGCAUACUAGAACUACUUCUGAAGGGAGGUGCAAAUCCUGACAUGCGUGGCAAAGAUGGCAAGACAGCUUUGGAUAUAACAUUAGAGGAAGAACUUCGACGGGAAACAUGGCUGCUGUUAGAGGCUGGAGCUAGUUUUUCACAUUAUAGCAAAGAUGUACUUAAUCAAAUUUUACAUACGGCUGCAAGUUGUUAUGAGCUAGUACAUAGGUUGCUUGCUCAAGGUGCAGAUAUAAAUGGCAGAUAUAAGCCUAAACACAGGAAGUCAACAAUAAAUGGCCACACAAGAAGAUGUUUGGAAUGGGCAGUGUCAGACUGUAAUUCAGACACAGGCCCAUUAACAACAGACUUGUCAGGACAUUCUCCAAUAUUUGGAAACCAUUGUUUUCCAAAGACUACCAAAUUGUUACUGGAUGCUGGAGCAGAUGUGAAUUUUAAAGAUGAUAAUGGCUGCACACCACUGCAACAAGCUGUGUACAGCUGUAACAGGUGUUACUCUCCCUGUGGGCAUUAUAAGGUCCUGGAAAUGUUGCUGAAUGCUGGUGCUGACCCAAAUAUUGCAGAUAAAUGUGGAGUGACUCCACUUCAUUCAGCAAGUAACAUGAGAUUAAGUCCAAUGGCAUCACAAUCUAUAGCCACACUUAUCAGGAAAUAUGUGAGUGAAAAGUCGAUACUGAAUGCUAGAGAUCACAGUGGCAGAACACCUCUACACUAUGCAGUUGCAAGAGGACACUUCAAGAUUAUGAAGGUUCUCAUUGAUGCAGGAGCUGAUGUUAAUGCUGUGGAUGCUGAUGGUAGAACUCCCAUCUUCAUGAAAUAUAGGGGUACUUACGAUGAGGUUCCAAAGUUGCUGAUUGAGGCUGGAGCAGAUUUGACUGUGAGAGAUAAAAAUGGAAAGUCAGUUUUACAUGUGGCAUUUGAAAACUGUAAUAUCAGACUCAUUUAUCUUCUUAUAAGAGAACACGCAUUUCUACUGGACAGUGGUAAUGUGGAUAAAAAUGGGAAAACCAUCUUACAUACAGCAUUUGAGAUUGCUGAUACCUAUAUCGUUGACCUUAUAUUACAAAAGAACAAGGCAUUAGCAGAAUGUGGUAAAACAGGUAGCAGUUUUCUACAUUGUGCUAUUAAAAAAGUUAUCAGUAAUCAAUAUUACGGUAACGAAGCUAUAUCCGAUAGCUAUAGCAUUGUGAGAUACAUACUUGAAAAGAAUCUGGUCCCAGUAGAUCACCAGGAUGAGCAAGGACAGACAGCUCUACAAUUGGCGGUUCAUAGAAAUGAUUGUUGUGUGAGGAUUCUAUUGGAAGCAGGAGCAAAUCCUCGUGUAAAAGACAACCAAGGGAAGGAACCUUUGCAUAUCACAGCCAGCCAUGGGAAUGCGAUGAUUGCGGAAGAAUUGAUUGCUGCUGGUGCAGAUGUCACUGCAAAGGAUGACACUGGUAGGAUACCUCUGCACUGGGCAGCUGAGGCUGGUAGUGCGGAGGUACUGAAGUUACUGCUUCAGAAAGCAGACCAGCCGACACCAAGAGGCAUCGAUGUGCAGGACAAUGAUGGGUGCACACCACUGCUACUGGCUGUCAGAAGCGAGCCUGCUGUAAAGCUACUUUUGUCUGAAGGUGCCAGUGUCAGUAUAAGGAACCACAACGGGAGAACAGCACUGCAAGCAGCCAUUGAUUGCCAGAAUUAUCAAGUAAUUAAACUGCUGUUGGAUGCUGGGUCAGAUUUAUCAGGAACUGAGAAAGAGUCUCGGGUUAGAAUAGCUCAUUUGGCUGUAGAAGCAGAAGACUUUCAGAUGUUAGAAGAUUUGAUUUCAUUGGGAACUAAUCUUGAAGACUGUUGGUGGGAUCCUGAACACAAGACAACCUUAUUACAUAUUGCAGCAAAGAACAGUUACAAAAUGGUAAAGCACAUCAUGGGCAUGCAAAAGAAUCCAGAUGAAUGGAAUAAUGAUGGUCAGACAGCCCUCCACUGUGCAGCUCUUUCCGGCCAUGCACUGAACGUGAAAUACCUCUUGGAUGAGGGCCACAUCCCAAUUGAUCAAAGGGACAGAAAUGGCAAAACUUCCCUCAUGUUGGUAAGUUCCAUGGGAGACUGGGGUUCCUGGACUCCUAGGAUGAUGGAAUUCUUGAUACAUGAAGGUGCUGAUGUAAAAUUACGUGACAAUGAGAACAGGACAGCGCUCGAACUAGCUCUUCAGUCUAGGCUAUACUGCGCUGCAGAAAUUUUGGAUCUGGAAGAGGGGGUUCAGACGUGAAGUGCACCUGUGUGUGAACUAUGGAAGGAGUGGACAACUGUGUAAUAUUUUGCAGUGCAAUGAAAACUGUCUUGUUAUUUUGAAACAUUUUUAAUUCAUUGUUUUGUAAUAAUAAUUCACUUGUGGUACAGACAGGGGAUAUUAUUGUGUUCAAUACAAUAUAGAUGAUGCAGUCAAUGAUUACUAUUAAUUACAUGUACCAUCCAGUUUGUGUAAGGUGAAGAUGAUUUUCUUUGAGGAGAAGAAAAUUUUUAUUGUAGUUUUCCUGAUA
Molecule: messenger RNA, 3370 nt
Organism: Schistocerca piceifrons (Central American locust)
Lineage: Eukaryota; Metazoa; Arthropoda; Insecta; Orthoptera; Acrididae
Product: serine/threonine-protein phosphatase 6 regulatory ankyrin repeat subunit A-like
Exons: 16
Coding region: 85-3099 (1004 amino acids)
Molecular function (GO): protein binding
Source: RefSeq, a predicted model, not a curated record